Molecule: messenger RNA, 2468 nt
Organism: Syngnathus acus (greater pipefish)
Lineage: Eukaryota; Metazoa; Chordata; Actinopteri; Syngnathiformes; Syngnathidae
Gene: fgfrl1a
Product: fibroblast growth factor receptor like 1a
Exons: 8
Coding region: 285-1793 (502 amino acids)
Cellular component (GO): plasma membrane
Molecular function (GO): fibroblast growth factor receptor activity; fibroblast growth factor binding
Source: RefSeq, a predicted model, not a curated record
CUGCGGGCUCAAAGUUUGAGGACACUAAGUGGAGAGCACCCGGGGCGCGUUUUUUUUCCUUCUAGCUUUCUUUCCUUUUUUUAAUGCAAUAUCCCCUCCACUCAUCAGUGUGACUCAUUAACAUAGUAUUCAUUUUAUUUCUUCUCUAAAACUCAUUAUUACGCCUGAUGAUCGACAUAUUUCCAAGCAAGAGGCACAUCCUACUGCUGGAUUAAGUCACUGACGUCAUUUUUCUAUCGGUGUAUUUUUUUUUGGAGGGGAGUAUUAGUUAAUUUAACCAUCUAAUGGCCGGUCGACAUAUUUUUGAAAAGCUGAAGACAUCUAAAACCUCUGUGAUGACGUCAGUGUUGUUCCACCUGCUGCUGCUGGAGUCCAUCUUGAUGUGCUGUGGGGCCAGAGGUCCCCCCAGGGUGUCGGAGCGAGUGUCCCAUCGGCAGAGCGUGCGCCUGGGCCGCACGGUCAAGCUGCCGUGCCCCGUGGAGGGCGACCCACCGCCGCUCAUCAUGUGGACCAAGAGCGGCCGCAACAUCCACAGCGGCUGGACACGCUUCCGGGUGCUCCAGCAUGCUCUACGCAUCAAGGAGGUGGAGGCGGACGACGGCGGCGCGUACGUCUGCAAGGCCACCAACGGAUUCGGCAGCGUCAGCGUCAACUACACGCUCAUCAUCAUCGAUGAUUCCCGAGCCGGGCCAGUCAACUCAGAACACCUUCCAGAGCUGGCCGGGAAACUGGUACGUCCUCGCUUCACACAGCCAGCCAAGAUGAGGAAGCGCGUCAUCGCCCGGCCGGUGGGCAGCUCAGUGCGCCUCAAGUGCACAGCCAGCGGCAACCCUCGACCCGAAAUUGUGUGGCUAAAGGAUGGACGCCCACUAGCACAGGGCGAUGACGAAAAUGGAGGUGCGGAGGAGGACAGGAAAAAGAAAUGGACUCUGACUUUAAAGAGCCUGACGCCGGAACACAGCGGCAAGUACACGUGUCACGUGUCCAACCGAGCAGGACACAUCAACGCCACCUACAAAGUGGAAGUCAUACAACGCACCAACUCCAAGCCCAUCCUGACGGGCACUCACCCAGUCAACACGACAGUGGACUACGGCAGCAGCACGUCCUUCCAAUGCAAAGUGCGCAGUGACGUCAAGCCCGUCAUCCAGUGGCUCAAGCGGGUGGAGGCCGGUGACGAGAGCAAGUUCAACUCCACGCUCGAGGUGGGGGACCACCGCUAUGUGGUCUUGCCCACUGGGGACGUUUGGUCGCGGCCUGACGGCUCGUACCUCAACAAGCUUCUGAUCACUCGCGCCAAGAAGGAGGAUGCCGGCAUGUAUAUCUGCCUGGGCGCUAACACCAUGGGAUACAGCUUUCGGAGCGCCUACCUUACCGUGCUGCCAGAUGUGAAGCCCCAAAACAAUUUAGUCCUGGCCGCUGCCUCGCAGAGCCUGCCCUGGCCCGUCAUCAUCGGGAUACCGGCGGGUGUGGCCUUCGUCCUGGGCACUGCCCUCCUCUGGUUCUGCCAGUCCAAACGCAGCUGCCCAUCGUCCUCCUCCUCUUCAUCUUCCUCACAAGCCUCCUCCGCCCUCACCGUCUCGCAGCGCCUGCCGGUGGCGGGCCGCGAGAGAGCGUGCCCUAGCGCCGACAAAGAGGCCCUGUCUUACGAGGACUAUAUGGCCCACCAGAACCAGCCGUUGACAUCCUCCAAGCUGUACCCCAAAAUCUACACGCACGACAUACACACACACUCGCACUCGCACGUGGACGGCAAAGUGCACCAACACCAGCAUAUUCACUAUCAAUGUUAGCAACGGAGGGACAAAUGACAGCCACGACACUUUAGCGCAUAUUGGAACUCAAUGAAGAAUGUAAGCAGAGAUUUAUUUUUUCAAAACAAUCAAAAAUCCCUCAAAGUAUUUUUCAAGACUAAGUAUGGAGUAAUAAAUACAUCCUCAUGUUCCGUCCUUUGAACAUUUGUGUCUGUACAUAGUCAGAUAUGAUUAUGUAGCAUUUAGCAUGUUUCUUCAACCCCGGGUCUUUGUAUAAAUGUAAUAGUUUGUGCGUAAUGUUAUUUGUUUUCGUGUUAGUGUCGUUAAAGAAACACCAUCCAGACUCACUUCACUGGUCGGAGCAGAAGGCGGGAAAAAAGGCUGCUAAACACUUCAAAGCACUCAGUACAUAUUUCAUAAGAUGACACCAUCAAACUCACCAUUUUGUGGAAGUAUUUCAAAAUACAGCCCACAAAGCCAGUUUCAUUUAGCAGCAUGACAUUUGGUAGGCAUGUUGAUUAUGAGUAAACCCACAAAAAAAAGCCAUGUCUAAAAAGACACAGGAAGGAAUGCAGGGAUUCUGCCAGCAAAAUAUGGUUACUCACCAUGAAACAGUAAAUUCUUGGUUGGCAUUGUUUUUUUUGUUUUUUUUGUUUUUUUUUAAUCAGUUCUGUCAGACAGUUUCCCUUAGAUCAGGGGUGUCAAACUAAUUUU